AAGUCGGGUAUGAGCCACCAUCUGCUGAUCAAACGCCAUUUCUCGGAUUCGUUUGGUUCGAAAUCAGACGAAUGAUGGAGACAGCUCUGCUCCGGUACUGCGUCAGUUUUUCCGGUCAUCCCCACCACAAGAAAGUCGCCGCUCAUCACAGAAUCGACGGCGAGAUUCCAAGACCGAAAUCAAUCCCGGGAGGACGCGAAGACGAGUGGUGUGCUAGAGUUUUGAGUAGAAGAUCGAUUUUAGCGACGGCUUCUGGGUUCUCGUUGGUCUCUUCGACGGCUUUAGGGUUUCCAGGGGAAGGAUUCGCCGUCGUCAAACAGGGUCUUCUCGCCGGAAGAGUUCCUGGUCUGUCCGAACCUGAUGAUGAAGGUUGGAGAACAUACCGUAGACCAGACGAGAAGUCAGGAGGGCAUGGCGUUGGCUGGAGUCCUAUUAUCCCUUACUCCUUUUCGGUUCCUCAAGAUUGGAACGAGGUACCUGUAUCGAUCGCUGAUCUUGGUGGCACCGAGAUUGACUUGAGAUUUGCUAAUCCUAAAGAAGGCCGCUUGUCUGUUAUUGUCGCUCCCGUUCUAAGAUUUGCAGAUAAUCUUGGGGAAGACGCAAAGAUUGAAAAUAUUGGACCACCAGAGAAGGUGAUCAACGCAUUUGGACCGGAAGUUAUUGGAGAAAACGUGGAAGGGAAAGUGUUAAGUUCAAAUGUAGCAGAACACGAUGGGAGACUCUAUUACCAGUUCGAGCUAGAGCCGCCUCAUGUACUGAUCACCGCAACAGCUGCCGGAAACCGCCUUUACUUGUUCAGUGUCACCGGCAACGGGCUUCAAUGGAAGAGAUACUACAAGGAUCUGAAGAGGAUAGCUACUUCGUUCCGUGUUGUUUAGAGGCAUUUUCUGUUUUUUUUUUUAAUUUUAUUCAUCGGUUCUUCUACAAAUGACUCAACAGUUUAUGGAUGAUCAAUCGUACUUAAUGUAAAUUUGUAUAAGGUUGACUGGUUGAGUAUCCUGUAAUUUUACAGUUGACCAAAUACGAGCAGUAAACCAAGUUUGGCAUGGG
This is a messenger RNA of Eutrema salsugineum, 1050 nucleotides long. Its product is annotated as psbP domain-containing protein 4, chloroplastic. NCBI's taxonomy places the organism in Eukaryota, Viridiplantae, Streptophyta, Magnoliopsida, Brassicales, Brassicaceae. Gene Ontology annotation, biological process: photosynthesis. The transcript has 5 exons. Gene Ontology annotation, cellular component: extrinsic component of membrane; photosystem II; photosystem II oxygen evolving complex. The coding region runs from base 72 to 878 and encodes 268 amino acids. Gene Ontology annotation, molecular function: calcium ion binding. The record is from RefSeq and is a predicted model, not a curated record.